CUUUAUCACCUAGAUUGAUCAGGUUGCUCGAAGCCUCUGAACGUCAUGGCGGCAAAUGCCAGAUAUGAGCCAGCUCCUCAGCGGGACUCCUUAGAGGACCGGGAAUACACCCAGCCCCCGCCUUCUUAUCAGGCAACCGCAGAGGAACCUCGUACUGAGGACGACAAUGUUCCAGACGACUUCAAGUUCGGCGGUACUGUUGCGGAGGCCACGCUGCCUAUCCGUAUGCAGUUUAUCCGCAAAGUAUACGCCAUUCUUACCGUCCAGCUCCUCCUCACAACUGUUAUGAGCACCAUAUCCUUCUUCAGCGAUAGCUAUCGACACUGGAUUCAGUCAAACUUCUGGCUGAUGAUGGUCUCCGUCUUCGGGGCUCUCGGGUUCCUCUUCGUCACCUACUGGAAGCGCAAGAGCUACCCGGCCAACCUCCUGUUCCUCUCUGCAUUCACCAUCCUCGAAGCCUACUCUAUUAGCGUGGUGACUUCAUUUUACGAUGCCCGCAUCGUUGUACAAGCUCUCAUCCUGACUCUCGGCAUCUUCGUCGCCCUCACUCUGUUUGCAUGCCAAACCAAGUAUGACUUCACCAACUGGAUGCCCUACCUCUUCGGCGCGCUUUGGUUCUUGAUUCUCUUUGGAUUCGUGUCCUUCAUGCUUCCCUUCAACAGCACCGUGGAGCUCAUCUACGGCGGUAUCGCUGCCCUUAUCUUCUCCGGCUAUAUCCUGGUUGACACUCAGCUUGUCAUGCGCCACUACCACGUCGAGGAGGAGAUCGCCGCCUCUAUCUCGCUCUACCUGGACAUUCUUAACCUGUUCCUGGCUAUUCUGCGCAUCCUCAACAGCCAGAGCAAUAACUAAAGCUAUCGUCUCCAAGUCGGGGGGUAUCCGCUAACCUAUAAGGGAGGGUAAAUCGGCGACAAAGUAAAAGAUAUAUAUCGCAGACUGACUGACCCAGCUCUUGUGUUUUUUUUUUUUUUUUU
Messenger RNA from Aspergillus ochraceoroseus IBT 24754, 974 nucleotides. Its product is annotated as Bax inhibitor-1 family protein. The transcript has 3 exons. The coding region runs from base 46 to 852 and encodes 268 amino acids. NCBI's taxonomy places the organism in Eukaryota, Fungi, Ascomycota, Eurotiomycetes, Eurotiales, Aspergillaceae. Gene Ontology annotation, cellular component: membrane. The record is from RefSeq and is a predicted model, not a curated record.